UAGCAGUGCAUCACCAUCCAUUUACUGACAUGACGUUAGUAAAGUUGUGUUGCCAUGGAAUAUGCUAAAAUUUUUAUUCUCUUUUAUUGUGUGUUUUAUUUUGCACAUUCAAGUCCCGUAAAUGAUGAAGAGGAAGAAAUCCGGAAGCUUCUUCUAGAAUUUGGUAUCCAACUACACGAUGCGACCUCAAAGGAGAAAGCGAUGGCAUAUAGGAUUAUUCACGAACGAGACUCGGCAAAAAAAGAACUUUCAGCUAUAGUAAAAGCUGAACGAGAAUCAGUAAAUAAAGAACUUUCUGACAAAGUAAAAGCUGAACGAGAAUCGGUAAAUAAAGAACUUUCUGACAAAGUAAAAGCUGAGACAGAAAAGGAAUUACUUAUGCACGACUACUUGAAACUAUUAGCUUUGGGACAAAUCCAAUCAAGACUAAAUUUGAUAAAAUCGCUAUGUGACGAUGACGAUGCCCCAAAAGGGCAAAGUGCUGCGGAAACAUGGUUGAACAUUUUGAAACAUUCAGAGAUGCCGCAUGCAUUUCAGUUGCGCUUGAGGUUAAAAGCAGCAGGAUUAGCGUACAACGUAUUCGCAAAACAUGCUCAGACUUUCGAGGAAGACAUAAAGACGGAUCGACACCCAGAGUUUAGGAAGAGACUAUCAGAAAAAGAUGUCGAAAUAGCUUUCGAGGACAUAGCAAUGGAGCCGUCAAUGAAGGACGCGGCAUCAGUUAUUUUGGUGCAGUUUCCAAGAAACACUGUGACGUUUCAGGAUCCCGAUGGCCUUCUUAUUAGUACAUUUGAAUGCGUUGAGUUCACAAAAGUCCCAGGAGGCACACGGCUUAGCAAUUUGAUAAAUGCUAUUCUUGAGUUGACCACCGAAGAAAAAGAGCAGAUUUUGGCAAACCCCAUCUUAAAUGAAAGAGGCGAGUUCUUGGGGAAUACAGUGAUGUGUUUUCAAGACCAUGACACGGCUUACAAAUUUUGGAAUAAGACCGAGGUGGUAACGUUAAAACAAAAAGAUGUAAUUAUGAAUGUUGGUUUCCGAAUGAGUGAAAAGACAAAAUCAGAAUGGUUUCCGUCUAAUUCUGACGCAGGUACAGCCGGUACAGGAUAAGCUCAAUAGGGGAAAGUAAGUUGAAAAUUUCAAAAUUGGAAGAACGAUCUAAAAUCUUCUAUUUUUGCAGCUUAUUCCAUUUUCAUGGUACACGUGAGAAUCUUCAACUUUUGCAGGAGGCUGCAGAGUGACUUUAUGGUGGUUUCUAUGAAUUCGGGGGGGGGGGGGGAGAGUCAACUUGGAAAAUUCAAAAGAAGGUUUGACUAAUUUUCUGCAAAUAUGAGCGAUUUUGGAAUUUUUUUGAAAUUUGAACUUAUUUAGCUUAUAAAAAAAUACACUUUUUACCCCCUAA
Messenger RNA from Planococcus citri (citrus mealybug), 1399 nucleotides. RefSeq lists its product as uncharacterized. The record is from RefSeq and is a predicted model, not a curated record. Lineage: Eukaryota; Metazoa; Arthropoda; Insecta; Hemiptera; Pseudococcidae. The transcript has 6 exons. The coding region runs from base 55 to 1107 and encodes 350 amino acids.